This is a messenger RNA of Caenorhabditis angaria, 3098 nucleotides long. Lineage: Eukaryota; Metazoa; Nematoda; Chromadorea; Rhabditida; Rhabditidae. The record is from the annotation of a GenBank genome assembly.
AUGUAUUUGCAGAGAUUGCAACCGGCUUUGUUGAGGGUGAGUUUUUGGUGGAAAAUGAUUUUUCGGAAAAAAAUUAAAUCUAAUUUACGUCAAAAAUUUUCUGACGUGAAUUUUUCAAUUUUUUUUUCAUUUCAAAAAAUCACCUUCAUUUCUCUAGUGUUCGGCUCGCCAAUCCUCUUCCGGAACCUACAAUCGUCUUCCAAUCGACGAAAAAUGGGCAGCGAUGGCAAAAAAAGCGAUGAAAGGCCGUGAAGCCGACACAUUAACCUGGAAUACACCGGAAGGAAUUCCAAUCAAACCGCUUUAUUUGCGACAAGAUCGUGAAUGCGAUGAAAAACGAAAUGUCGAAUUACCCGGACAAUUUCCAUUCACUCGAGGACCUUAUCCAACAAUGUAUACACAAAGACCGUGGACAAUUCGACAAUAUGCUGGAUUUUCGACUGUCGAAGAGUCAAAUAAAUUCUAUAAGGAAAAUAUUAAGGCUGGACAACAAGGUUUAUCAGUUGCUUUUGAUUUGGCAACACAUAGAGGGUGAGAGAUGGCUGGAAAUUUCAUUUUUGGGGGGAGAAUCCAACAAUUUCCAAAAAAAAAUCGAAAUAAAAAACUAGAAAAAUAGUGUGGGUUUUUGAGAGAGUGUGCAUGCGGGGCAUUGUCAAUGGAGCGAACUUGCAUUUUUACUUUUAUUUUCCCGGUUUUUUUGAAAACCUAAUUAGGUUUUUACGGGCUAAAAACGUGUUUUUUUGCAGUUAUGAUUCUGACAAUCCGAGAGUAUUUGGUGAUGUUGGAAUGGCUGGUGUUGCUGUUGAUUCAGUCGAAGAUAUGCGACAACUUUUCGAUGGAAUCAAUUUGGAGAAAAUGUCUGUAUCAAUGACUAUGAAUGGAGCUGUUAUUCCGGUUUUGGCUAUGUAUGUUGUAGCGGCGGAGGAAUCGGUGAGGAGGAUUUAGGGAAAUUUUUUAAUGAAACGCCGGUAUUUUUAGGGAGUUGAUCGGAAGCUUCUGUCCGGAACAAUUCAAAAUGAUAUUCUCAAAGAAUUCAUGGUUCGUAACACAUACAUCUAUCCACCAGAACCCUCAAUGCGUAUUAUUGGUGAUAUUUUCGCGUAUACUUCAAAAGAAAUGCCGAAAUUCAAUUCGAUUUCAAUUUCUGGUUAUCAUAUGCAAGAAGCUGGAGCUGACGCAGUUUUGGAAAUGGCAUUUACAAUUGCUGAUGGUAUUCAAUAUUGUCAAACUGGUUUGGAUGCUGGAUUAACUAUUGAUCAAUUUGCACCAAGAUUGUCAUUCUUCUGGGGAAUUUCAAUGAAUUUUUAUAUGGUAUGCGAUUUUUGGGGGGAAAUUGUGAGAUUUUGAAAAGCAACAAUUUGCAAUUUUUCUUGAAAAUAUGAAUUAUUCGAAGCUUGAAAAUGUUAAUUUUGUUCUGCAAAAAAUCCACGUGGAAGCUCCAAAAAAAUUCUCAGAUUUAUAAACAUGCAGUUUCUGAUCUGCUCUACCUGAAAACCCCAUUUUUCUUGCAGGAGAUCGCAAAAAUGCGCGCCGCUCGUCGUCUCUGGGCAAAUCUCAUCAAAGAACGUUUCCAACCAAAAAGCAGCAAAAGUAUGAUGCUCCGAACUCAUUCUCAAACAUCUGGAUGGUCCCUAACCGAACAAGAUCCCUAUAAUAAUAUAAUCAGAACCACAGUUGAAGCGAUGGCCUCAGUUUUUGGAGGAACACAAUCUCUUCACACAAAUUCUUUUGAUGAAGCCUUAGGUUUACCAACAAAGUUCUCCGCAAGAAUUGCAAGAAAUACUCAAAUUAUCAUUCAAGAGGAAAGUGGAAUUUGUAAAGUUGCUGAUCCUUGGGGUGGAUCUUAUAUGAUGGAAUCUUUGACUGAUGAAAUCUAUGAAAAGGCUUUGGCUGUUAUUAAGGAAAUUGAUGAACUUGGAGGAAUGGCAAAAGCUGUUGCAAGUGGAAUGACAAAAUUGAAGAUUGAAGAAGCGGCGGCGAAAAAACAAGCAAGAAUUGAUGCUGGAAAAGAUAUUAUUGUUGGAGUCAAUAAAUAUCGAUUAGAUCAAGAACAAAGAGUUGAAGUAUUGAAAAUUGAUAAUGCAAAGGUUAGAGAAGAACAAAUCAAUAAAAUUAAUCAUAUUCGAGCAACACGUGAUGCUAAAAGAGCACAAAAUGCAUUGAAUGCGUUGACUGAGGCAUGCAAGGGACAAGGAAACUUAUUGGAACUUGCGAUUGAAGCAUCGAGAGCUAGAUGUACUGUUGGAGAAAUUUCUGAUGCGAUGGAAAGUGUUUUUGCAAGACAUGCUGCAGUUAAUCGAUUGGUUUCUGGAGCCUAUAAAUCUGAAUUCGGAGAAACAUCGGAAAUCUCGCAAGUUCUUGAAAGAGUAAAGAGUUUCGCAGAAAAAGAUGGACGGCAGCCAAGAAUUAUGGUAGCGAAAAUGGGACAAGAUGGACAUGAUCGUGGAGCAAAAGUGAUUGCGACUGGAUUCGCUGAUCUUGGAUUUGAUGUUGAUGUUGGACCAUUAUUCCAAACACCACUUGAAGCUGCUCAACAAGCGGUUGAUGCUGAUGUGCAUUUGGUUGGAGCAAGUAGUUUGGCUGCUGGACAUUUGACGUUGAUUCCACAAUUGAUUCAGGAAUUGAAGAAAUUGGGAAGACCGUGAGUGAACGGGAGAAAUGGCGAGUGAUCGGUUUUAAAAUCAGGAGUCGAAAUUCCAAAAAAUUCUAGAACUUCCUUUUUUCUGGAAGUUUUUUAGGAUUGAAAAAUGAGAUUUUGACAAUUUGAAAAUUCAGUUUUUUUUGAUAAUUUUCAAGGCAUGUUUGAAAAUUCGAAUUUCGGCGCGAGAAAUUUUCAUUAGAAAUUGUAAUGCAGAAAACUUAGAAUUUUGGGUCCGGAAAUAUCUAUCGAACUUCAAAAUAAUCCAAUUUCUAUUUCCAGUGACAUUCUCGUCGUCGCCGGCGGUGUUAUUCCACCACAAGAUUAUCAAGAAUUAUUCGACGCAGGAGUUGCUUUGGUUUUCGGACCGGGAACCCGUUUGCCAGCCUGUGCCAACAAAAUUUUGGACAAAUUGGAAGCCAAAUUGCCACCAGCUUCUGGAAAAGCGGCUAAAAAUUGA